AAGCCAGCCGGCGGCGCUCUCCUGCCCAGGAAGUGGGAGGUGCUGCGCUGCCGCCGCCGCUGCGCUCCGCCCGGCCCGGUCCCUGCGCAAGCAACGAGCGGGGCCGCCUGGGGCCUGCUGCUGCCCUGCGCCCCGCCCCGCCAUGCCGUACGCCAACCAGCCCACGGUGCGCAUCACCGAGCUCAGCGACGAGAACGUCAAGUUCAUCAUCGAGAACACCGACCUGGCGGUAGCAAAUUCCAUCAGGAGGGUCUUCAUAGCGGAAGUUCCCAUCAUAGCCAUCGACUGGGUCCAGAUAGACGCCAACUCCUCUGUGCUUCAUGAUGAAUUCAUUGCCCACCGGCUGGGACUGAUUCCACUUACCAGCGAUGAUGUUGUUGAUAAGCUGCAGUAUUCCAGGGAUUGCACUUGUGAUGAGUUUUGUCCGGAGUGCUCAGUGGAGUUCACCCUCGAUGUCCGAUGCAACGAAGACCAAACCCGCCACGUCACAUCUCGCGACCUCAUCUCCAACAACCCUCGCGUUAUACCCGUGACGUCCCGGAGCAGAGAUAACGACCCUAACGACUACGUUGAGCAGGAUGACAUCCUCAUUGUCAAGUUACGGAAGGGCCAGGAGCUGAGACUACGGGCCUACGCCAAGAAGGGCUUUGGCAAGGAGCACGCCAAGUGGAACCCCACAGCUGGAGUGGCCUUUGAGUACGACCCAGACAACGCUCUCCGGCACACGGUCUAUCCUAAGCCAGAGGAAUGGCCCAAGAGCGAAUACUCUGAGAUUGACGAAGAUGAAGCCCAAGCACCGUACGACCCCAACGGGAAACCAGAGAGGUUUUACUAUAACGUCGAGUCCUGUGGCUCCCUUCGUCCUGAAACCAUCGUCUUGUCUGCAUUGUCUGGCUUGAAGAAGAAACUGAGCGACCUCCAAACGCAGCUGAGCCAUGAGAUCCAGAGCGAAGUGCUGACCAUCAACUGAUCCUGGUCUCUGCUUUGGUGCAGCCCUGAUUCCUGGGAGCUGCACCAAACUCUUCCUCUUUCUGUGAACAGAGGCCGUGAGCAUCGGGACUAUUGACCUGCAGGGGAAAACAUUGAUCCUCAUAUGCUUUACCUCAAAGCCGCUAGAGGAACAUGAUGCAUAUCGAUGCGACUGGUGCUUCUCCUUUUCCUCUAGACCAGGGAUUCUCAACGUUGGGUCCUCAGAUGUUUUUGGACUUCAACUCCCAUAAUCCCCAACCACAGGCCACUGGGACUGGAGAUUAUGGGAGUUGAACAUCUGGGGACCCAAUGUUGAGAAUCCCUGCUCUAGACUGUCCUCAGUGCUCUCUUAAGCAAGCUGUUGAUCACAAAAAUGAGAGUUUAUUGUUUAGGACAGGGGUAGGCAACCAUGGCUCUCCAGCAGUUGCUGGACUACAACUCUCAUCACCCCCCCGCCACACACACACAAUUUAUUGUGUCUGAGAUGAUGAGAGUUGUAGUUCAGCAACCACUGGAGAGCCAAGGUUGCCUACCUCUGAUUUAGGGAGUUGGAUGUACCCUUUUGUUUUCAUAAAGAGGACUAUAUAAUUUCCCUCCCAUUCUCCAGUGCGUUGAGAACUUGGCAUGCAUACGUGUAUGCGCACGCGCACAAACACACACACUUUUUCUUCUGCAUGUCCUCAGUUUUUGUUUCUGUUAGGGUUUUGGAGUAAACAUCCCCUGCCUGGCAGUUGCCCUGGUUAUGCAACUGAUGUUGGAUAGUGUUUGCAUUUGUUGUGUUGCUGAAUAAAAACCUUUCCCCCAUUUUA
Molecule: messenger RNA, 1778 nt
Organism: Hemicordylus capensis (graceful crag lizard)
Lineage: Eukaryota; Metazoa; Chordata; Lepidosauria; Squamata; Cordylidae
Gene: POLR2C
Product: RNA polymerase II subunit C
Exons: 9
Coding region: 143-970 (275 amino acids)
Biological process (GO): DNA-templated transcription
Cellular component (GO): RNA polymerase II, core complex
Molecular function (GO): protein dimerization activity; DNA binding; DNA-directed RNA polymerase activity
Source: RefSeq, a predicted model, not a curated record